AUGGCCGAGCACAUACCCCUGGCCAAUAUCUCUGAGGAGGCUUCCUUGUCGCGAGCCACCAGCUUCAAGUGGUCCAAGAAGGCCGACCACCACGACGCCGACUUUGACGACGAUGCCCCUCCAACCUCACCCAAGAUCCAAGCAAAGCGUCGCAAUUCGAGGCGCAUGUCCACAGCCUCUCGAGUCUCCAUCGAUUUCUUCGACCCGCAGGGAGUGGAGGGUUUGAGACGCUCCAUGACACGCGAGAAGCAGACCCAACCCUCAACCGUCCCCUUCCCAGCGCCUGCAUCCUCUGAUGCUAGCUCAGACGACUCGUUCGACAUGGAUUCCAAAGACUUUGACCUAGAGAAGUGGAUUAGACAGAUGAUACAAAGGCGAUCAAAUAGCGAGGCCAAGCCUCGACAACUCGGUGUUGUCUUUCGCGACCUCCAGGUGCUAGGCAUAGGUGCCUCUGCAUCUUACCAGCCGACACUUGGAUCAGUGCUCAACCCGUUGGAUGCCAUUCGCUCCUUCCAGACCGCUCGCCAUCCUCCCAUCAAGGAGAUUUUGACCGGCUUUGAGGGUGUGGUUAGGCCCGGGGAAAUGCUUCUCGUCCUCGGCAGCCCGGGCGCAGGUUGCAGUACCUUCCUCAAAACGCUCGCCAACCACCGCGCCGAAUACCAUGCCGUCAACGGCGAAGUUCAUUACGACUCUAUCUCGCCUGAAGAGCUGCACAAAUACUUCCGCGGCGACGUGCAGUACUGCCCUGAAGACGACAUCCACUUCCCGACCCUCACCGUCGAUCAAACUAUCAAGUUCGCUGCGCGCACGAGAACGCCCAGGCACCGUGAGGAGUUUACCCGUGCACAGUUCACGGAGAUGCUCUCCACCGUCUUGACCACCGUAUUCGGCCUCCGGCAUGUGCGUAAUACGAUGGUUGGAGAUGCCGCUAUUCGCGGCGUCAGUGGUGGACAGAAGAAGCGAGUAUCGAUCGCGGAGUCGUUGGCUACUAGGGCAUGCAUGGCUUGCUGGGACAACUCUACUCGGGGUUUGGACGCGAGCACGGCACUUGAGUUCGUCCGCGCUUUGCGUAUCGCUACGGAUGCGAUGCAACUGAGCACGGUCGUGUCUAUCUAUCAAGCUGGAGAGUCUCUCUACAAGCACUUUGACAAGGUCUGCGUCAUCUACGAGGGCCGUAUGGCCUAUUUCGGUCCUGCGCACAAGGCGAGGGAUUACUUCAUUGAGAUGGGAUACCAACCUGCCAAUCGUCAGACUACACCCGAUUUCCUCGUCUCCGUUACGGAUCCUGGAGGACGCCUCCCUGUAUCCGGUGUUGCGAAUCAACCUCGAACUGCCGAUGAAUUCGCUGCCUACUUCAAAGCAUCACAGUUGGGACGAGAGAACCAGCGAGACAUCGAGGAUUACAUUGCUGAACAUGUCGGUAAACCCGACCGCGCUCUUGGCUAUAUGCAGAGCGCUCGUGCCGAGUUUGCGAAGAGGAGUGGCAAGAAGAACCCCUAUAUGCUCACCAUACCGCAGCAAGUCGCUGCUGUGAUGAGGAGGAAGGUUCAAAUCCUGCGCGGAGACAUGUUGGCAACGUUCUUCAACACAUUCUCUUUCGUCUUCCAAGCUAUCAUCAUGGGUUCUCUUUUCUUGAGGAUGCCGGAGAGGACAUCCGCUUUCUUCUCUCGCGGAGGUGUCCUCUUCUUCUCCUUGCUUUUCUCGGCUCUGGCCACCAUGGCUGAAAUCCCCUCCUUGUAUUCCCAACGACGCAUAGUCCUUCGACACAAGAAGGCGGCUCUAUACCACCCCUUCGUGGAAGCUCUCGCUCAUACCCUGGUUGACAUCCCUAUCGCCUUCUGCAUCAUCUCUAUAUUCUCCGUCAUUCUUUACUUUAUGACUGGUCUCCAACGUAGCGCGGAGCAAUUCUUCACGUUCCUUUUAUUCCUUUUGGUUAUGGCUAUGGCCAUGAAGUCAUGGUUCCGUGCCUUGGCCGCCGCUUUCAAAUCAGAGGCCACUGCUCAGUCUGUGGCGGGUAUCGCUGUCCUGGCUCUCUGUAUCUACACCGGAUACACUAUCCCCAAACCGUCGAUGAUCGGCGCUUUGCGCUGGAUCACGUACAUUAACCCCCUUCGUUAUGGCUUCGAGUCUAUCCUGGUCAACGAGUUCCGAACGCUUGUUGCCGAGUGCGACGCGUUGAUCCCGCAAGGACCAGGCUACGAGAACAUCACCUUGGAGAACCAAGUGUGUGCCGUUGUCGGUGCCCAGCCUGGUGAAAGCGUCGUCAAUGGCGCUCGGUUCGCAGAGCUUUCGUAUGGCUUCAAGUGGUCGAAUGUCUGGAUGAACUUGGGCAUCAUCAUCGCUUUCCUCGUCGGUUUCAUGGCCCUCCUUCUCCUCUUCUCCGAAUACAAUACCAGCACCACCUUCGACUCCUCCGUCACCCUCUUCAAGCGCGGCACCAAGCGCGUCGUUCGUUCCAAAUCCGACGAAGAAGAGAAGCGCAGUUUCGAUGCCAGUUCCACCUCCGCCAUGCUUUCCAGGAAGAAGGGCGACGCACCGCUCAAGAUGAACGACACAUUUACCUGGAAGAACCUUAACUACACUGUUCCCAUCCCUGGAGAGGACGAUAGGCAGUUGUUGUCGAACGUCUCAGGAUAUGUUGCCCCUGGAAAGUUGACGGCUUUGAUGGGUGAAUCUGGUGCGGGAAAGACGACCUUACUCAACGUGCUUGCGAGGCGAGUGGAUACUGGCGUUGUCACUGGCGAGAUGUUUGUAAAUGGACAAGCGCUUCCUCGCGAUUUCCAGUCACAGACUGGUUAUUGUCAGCAGAUGGAUACCCAUGUUGGAACUGCGACCGUUCGUGAAGCUUUAUUGUUCUCCGCCAAGUUGCGCCAGCCGGCUUCUGUUCCUCUCAAGGAGAAGGAAGCUUAUGUCGAGCAAUGCAUCAAGAUGUGCGGCCUUGACGAAUAUGCGGAUGCUAUUGUUGGUUCCUUGAACGUCGAGUAUCGCAAGAGGACGACCAUCGCUGUUGAGUUGGCUGCGAAGCCCAAACUUUUGUUGUUUUUGGACGAGCCUACAUCUGGUCUUGACUCUCAGAGUGCCUGGGCUAUCGUUUCGUUCCUUCGAAGUCUGGCUGACCAGGGACAGGCGAUUCUUUGCACUUUCGCCAGCGUUGACGGUUUCAUUCCACUCAGGAUCCAUCAACCUUCGGCUGAGCUGUUCCAAGUUUUCGAUCGGAUGCUCCUGCUCAAAAAGGGUGGUCAGACGGUCUACUUUGGCGAUCUCGGUCCCAACUCUAGCACCUUGAUUCAAUACUUUGAGCGGAACGGUGCUAGGAAGUGCGACCCAUCGGAGAAUCCUGCAGAGUAUAUGCUCGAUGUGAUCGGUGCUGGUGCAACAGCGACCACUUCUUUCGAUUGGUACAGCAUCUGGAAAAUCUCGCCCGAAGCAGCCUGUGUGCAACAAGAGAUCGAGGGUAUCUAUGCAGAAGGUCGAGGCCGUCCUGCCGUCGAAGCGACCCUCCAGAGCGAAUUUGCGACCUCCUGGGGUUACCAAGUCAAGGAGCUCUUCUAUCGCAAUGUGCAGAGCUACUGGAGGGACCCGACGUACCUCAUGGCCAAACUGGUUCUGAACGCUUUCGGUGGUCUCUUCGUUGGCUUCACGUUCUUCAACGCACCGAAUACGCAGCAGGGAACCCAGAACAAGCUAUUUGCUAUCUUCAUGAUUACGAUUCUGAGUGUACCGCUUGCCAGUCAACUCCAAGUGCCCUUCAUCAACCUACGGUCUGUUUACGAAAUCCGGGAGCGACCUAGUCGGAUGUACAGCUGGACUGCGCUUAUCACUUCCCAAAUCCUCAUCGAAGUACCAUGGAACAUUUUGGGAUCCAUCAUCCUCUUUGUCACUUGGUAUUGGACUGUCGGUUUCGACUCGUCCCGAGCGGGAUACAGUUUCCUUCUCCUUGGCAUCAUCUACCCGAUUUAUUACACCACGAUUGGACAGGCUGUGGCGGCGAUGUCUCCGAACGCUGAAAUCGCGGCGAUGUUGUUCUCGCUCCUUUUCUCUUUCGUCCUUUCUUUCAAUGGUGUCAUGCAACCCUACCGAGCGCUCGGGUGGUGGAAGUGGAUGUAUCGACUUUCGCCUUUCACCUACUUGAUCGAAGGUCUCCUUGGUCAGGCCAUUGGUCGACAAGCGAUCAGAUGUUCGCCUGUCGAGUUUGUUCAGGUCAAGCCUCCCAGUGGUAUGACCUGCGGCUCUUACCUGGACCCCUUCAUUUCCAUGGCUGGUGGAUACUUGACGAACCCCGACGCCACCUCUGACUGCAACUACUGCAGCAUGAGCACGACCGACCACUUCCUUAUGUCGAGCUUCAACAUCAGCUACGACAACAGGUGGAGGAAUGUUGGUCUUAUGGUCGUGUUUACCGUUUUUAAUUUCGCGUGUGUUUACGCCCUUACAUACCUAUUCCGGAUUCACAAGGGAAGCCUUCUCCCUAGUUUCAAGCGCUCGAAGAAGAAAAACUAG
Coprinopsis cinerea okayama7#130 is the source of this 4500-nucleotide messenger RNA. Its product is annotated as ABC transporter. Gene Ontology annotation, molecular function: ABC-type transporter activity; ATP hydrolysis activity; ATP binding. The record is from RefSeq and is a predicted model, not a curated record. Gene Ontology annotation, cellular component: membrane. The coding region runs from base 1 to 4500 and encodes 1499 amino acids. The transcript has 23 exons. Gene Ontology annotation, biological process: transmembrane transport. NCBI's taxonomy places the organism in Eukaryota, Fungi, Basidiomycota, Agaricomycetes, Agaricales, Psathyrellaceae.